This is a messenger RNA of Trichoderma virens Gv29-8, 1500 nucleotides long. RefSeq lists its product as uncharacterized. Lineage: Eukaryota; Fungi; Ascomycota; Sordariomycetes; Hypocreales; Hypocreaceae. The annotation marks the transcript as partial. The record is from RefSeq and is a predicted model, not a curated record. The transcript has 5 exons.
AUGGCUGGUUAUGGAGAGAAUAUUCUUUUCCCAGAAAAGUCCCUCUAUCUUAUUCAUAGGAUCCAUGACGGAAACAGUCUCGGUAGGAUUUCUCAGUGGCAGACACAGCCUAGGAACUUACGGGCCGCCCUCCAACCCAGCGGUAACACAGGUAUCUCAUCCGAAUCAAUUGGGAGGAGGAAAAACACAAACGCAGCGAAAAUUCAGUUUAUCGACUGCAACAGGCAAGAAAAACAACCUCGAAGGAAGAAGAAACCAUCUCAGCCACGGCAUCAGUCAAAAAAUGCCAGACGAGUGGUGCAUGGUAAUCAAAGCCAGCUCACCGUGGUUCAUGCGCCAAGACUACACGGAAUGUCUAACCACGAAGCGCUGAAUCUUGCAAUACCAGCUUUGUCGGAUAGGAUGCCCCCAUCGUUGUCACACCAUGUCGUUCUGUAUAUUAAUUACUACUUCCACGUUAUUGCAACAGAUACAUACCCGCUGUCAUAUCUCUUUUCAUUCAAUCCUGCCAAGCAACACUGGUUCCCUCUAAUGUUGGCGGAUGAUGUUUGCUGCUACAUCUUUCUGUCAUUUGCCGCAAUGGCCAUUGCAAAGAUCACCCAAAAUAAUAUUACUUUGCAAGAUGCUCGCAGCUUGCUAAAUGAGGCCUUACAGAGGCUGAAUCAUAGAAUAUCUACAGGGUACUUCCAGACUGAUGAGACAUUGGGAGCAAUUGCCUGUCUAGCUAUGUGGAGCAACUCAUUAGGUGACCUUGAGAAAUCAUGGGUCCAUGCCCGAGGGCUGGCAGAACUAGUCAGCAUUCGAGGAGGGUUAUCUAGCAUUGAUGAGAGACUCAGGUCAAAGAUGUAUCGGGGCAUCCUGGAAAUUGCUGUCGACUCUGACAACAUUCCAAACACCCAACUUUUGUCUGAUCUCAUAGACACUACUGGUGUUUCUUCUGGCAAAACGAAUGUAAUUGACCCAGCUAAGCUUCCCUGUUCACGUGAAAUGGUCAUGGAUUUAGCCAGCAUGUUCCACGACAUCUCAGCAAUGAGCGACGCACUCCAGGAUGCCAUGAUGCGACAGACAAAACUCAAUCCCGAAUACAUGGAUUCAACCGUUUUUGGCCUUCUCCAGCGCUUGCUUCUUUGUGCCUCUCAUCAUAUGAGCGAGUGUCACAACGCAUUUCGAAUCUGUCUUAUUCUUUACAUGAAGUCAUUAACAUGCAUGUUUGAACGAUUCGUCAUAACUUCAACGACUCUUGUCAGGAAAUUGCAGUCUUAUAUGGAAAGUUGCCUAUUGACACCAAUGCCCUUGACGAGAUGGAAGCUAUUCAUAGGUUGCCUGGCUGCCGCAGAUGGAACACCCGAAAAGCAAUGGUUCAUCUCAUCUCUGGCUGAAUGUUUAUCGCAAGAUAUGAGAGGAGAAGAUGGUAAAUAUACUUUUCAGAAUGAACUGAGGAGUAUACUAUGGAUUGAAUUUGUCCAUGGGAAACAUACAAAUGCGAUUUGGGCUCAAUUA